AUGAGGGAUCUCUUUGAGCGCCUCGAGAUGAUCAGAACCAAAGCAACGUCCAGUGAGAAGACGGUGAAGGAUAUCACGGGGGAUAUCCGGUCCCUAGAUACGGCCAAGAACAAUCUAGUGGCUAGCAUGACGACUUUGAGGAGGCUCCAGAUGUUGGAGUCCGGAGCCAUUCAACUUCAAAGCUUGACAGAUGAGCGCAACCUCAGAGAAGCAGCGCAAUCACUCGAUGCGGUAAAGGCGUUGCAGACUUCCUUCAAAACGUUUAUGGCCGUAGAGCGAGUUGCGACCACCUCAAGACGCAUCGCUGACGCUCAGCAGCGGCUAAAGACGGCAGCAAUGGAGGAGUACGAGAACUUCCUCCAAGAAGCUGGCUCCACGACUCCCAUCCGCAGCACCGCUGUACCGGACGCAGCUCUUGCUCUCGACGCCAUAGGAUCAGAUGCCGUCAACGCCUUGUUGGACUGGUACUGUGCCCUUCAACUACGAGAGUAUCGCCGCAUCUUCCGCGCAACAGACGAAGCCGGUCAACUAGACAACGUCUCUCGUCGCUUCGCAUGGUUCCGUCGCGUUGUCAAGCAGCAUGACGAGGAGCACUCGGGUGGCUUCCUCGAGGGAUGGCAAGCAGCAAAGGCGCUUACUGCCCGAUUUGCGGACAUCACGCGCGAGGAUAUCAAAAGCGCACUGAUCAGGGAGAGGCCCAAGCUUCAGGUAACAACGUUGCUCGAGGCUCUGCAGGCUACCAUGGAGUACGAGGCCCAAGCUAGUAAACGAUUCGGUGGAGUGCCAUUCAGCCAGAUCUAUGCGGCUAAUCCGAGACCAAACAUCUCGUCCGUCUUUGAGCCCUAUCUGGGUCUCUUUGUCGAGGCGCAGGACAAGGCCCUCGCAGAGCUCAUGGCUAAUUAUCGCCGCCAAGGGACGACACUCCCCUCCCAGGCCGACAUCACAAACAAUGCCGGUGGUCCUCCUCCAGCCUCUUCUCCGGGGUCCCACCCUACCGUCCUCCCCUCCAGUACUGAGCUUUUCUACUUCUACCGCCAAUCUCUCGAGCAAUGCUCCCGCUUGACGAAUCGCUCCGCCUUUCGCGACCUUAUCACCGUGUUCCGCCGCUACCUACGCGCAUACGGAGAAGACGUCCUGCGUGCUGCACUACUCUCUGCCCGUCCUCCCCGGCCGGACGGGAGACGCUCCACCUCCCUCUCAACUGACACGCGCACAAGCGUGCAGGAUCUACAGCGCUGGUGCUUGGUGUUGAACACAGCGGAUUAUUGUGCCAAUACGUGCACGCAGCUCGAGCAGAGGCUGAAGGCAAAAAUCCACGAGGAAUACAAAGAGCAAGUCACACUUGAGCCGGACAGGGAGGUGUUCGAGGCCAUUGUGGCGGCGGCGGUUACGGUGCUCACGAGGGAGGGAGAGAUGGCUGUUGAGCCGGGCAUACCGCACAAGAUGAUGCGCGGAGGAAGCGGUAAUGUGCAGCCCUGGCUGUCCCUCACGCAAGUACAUGGGAAGAGCAGCUACGUAGACGAGGUGCGCACCUCUCUCGAGUCGGUUGCGGUCGUCGUCAGGCAGGACGUCGAGAACAAGCGCUAUGUCCGUUCGUGGUGCGACAGAACCGCCCACGUCGUGCUGCUCAAGUGGACUCACGCGCUUGUGCGACUUCUGCUGCAGCGGCCUUCCACGCCGGGGCAGCAACCGACCUCACUUGGCCGCUCCCGCCCAGCCAUCGAACAGCUGCUAGUAGACCUCUACGAGAUCAAGGCCACCCUCCUCGAGCUACCUCAACACACGCCGAGCGAGCAGUCAUCCGCGUCAGCUCUCGGCUACGCAAGGCAUGUAGAACGCAACGUCGGACGCGUCGAAGCUCUUCUGCGGCUCAUGCUCGUACCGCUCGAUGAAGGUGAUGCCACCAGUCAGAAGGGCGAGCUGAGAGAAGAAGCCUUCCUCAGCGAGUAUGUCCGUCUUUGCGCCGUCGAUCUCACUGGGGCUCCAGGGGAUGCUGGGCCGGAAAGUGGUUUGGCGAGCCUGGCGAACCUGCAGAAGGCCAUCGACCUAAAAUGUGGCAAUGCCCCUGGCGCUGGAGGAGGGGGUACAGCCGGCGCGAGGUUGAGCGAUGCGCUUGUGGACCGCUUCUUUGCACUUGUCGAUGCAGCGGUUGCGGCGAAAGCUACAGGGAGCGAGAGUGUGGCAGGAAGAGACGACAGGCCCACCCCUGCUGGAUUGGCUACAUUGCUUUCCACGCUGGAGAUGGACCCGCCCCCACCUGGUGCGUUAGUCACCCCUCCGCCUGCCCUGGACUUU
This is a messenger RNA of Jaminaea rosea, 2295 nucleotides long. RefSeq lists its product as hypothetical. Gene Ontology annotation, biological process: retrograde transport, endosome to Golgi. The record is from RefSeq and is a predicted model, not a curated record. The annotation marks the transcript as partial. Gene Ontology annotation, cellular component: GARP complex. The transcript is spliced from 5 exons. NCBI's taxonomy places the organism in Eukaryota, Fungi, Basidiomycota, Exobasidiomycetes, Microstromatales.